AUGCCGGUGUUGAAGAAGCACAGGAGAAAAACCUCGGUAACUCCUCCGGAACUUUCCGAGAAGACCAAGGAGCAGCUGGCGGAGGCCGAGCUUCGGCAGCUGAGGUUGCAGUUCCGAAAAAUGGUGGAAAGUCGCAAGUCCUUCAACUUCCGCAGCCAGCUGAAGCUCUCCAGCCAGCACAAGGAAAUCCAGGCCCUGCAAGCAGAGCAGAAUGAGAUCACCCUGGUUUUGAGUCUCCUGAAGUCCUCAAGGAACUUGGAUCUGAAUCAGAAAAACUACCUUGAGCUGCGUUUCCUGUUGCAGGCCAAGGAAGACUACGAAGCCAUGAUUAAGUCCACGAAAGAGUUGCUGGUGGAGCUGGACGAGAAGAUUGUUCAGAUGGAAAAAAAAAUCUCAAGCCAAAAACAGAUCUUCACAAAAAUGCAGAAGGCCAACAACCCACAGAAACUGCAGAAACAGAUACACAUUUUGGAGAGCCGGCUGAAUCGGGUCACUGAGCACUUUGAUAAGAUGCUGACUACCAACGCCAAGCUCCGUCAGGAGAUUGAGAACCUGCGGUUUGAGAAGGCCACUUAUGACAACAUCUACCAGCAGCUGUGCCAGAGCCUGUUGUCGCAGAAGAAAACCAUGAACUUGGCCAUUGAGCAGUCUUCUCAGGCCUAUGAGCAGAGCAUGCAGGCCAUGGCCCGCAUGGCUGCCAUGAAGGACCGCCAGCAGAAGGACAUCUCUGAGUACAACCUGGAGAUCCAGGAGCUGGAGCGGCUCUACGACCACGAGGCCAAGCUCAAGUCCUUCUACAACCACGAGAGCAAGCUCAAGUCCUUUCUGCAUGUCAAGAAGAAGGACCGCAUGGAAUUGGAGGAGGACGCGAAAAAGGAAGAAGCUCUCAAGACAAAAAGGCACAGGAAGAAUAGCAAGGGAGAGAGUUUUGAGAGCUACCAGGUGGCCCACCUCCGGCUGAUGAAGCUGGUGGAGGAUGGGAACCUGAGCCAGCUCAUUGAGGAAUUCCUGGCCAAGGAGGACAAGAACUUUGCCCGGUUUACUUACAUCAUGGAGCUCAACAACGACAUGGAGAUGAUGAACAAGAAGAUCCAGGAGAUCCAGGAUGAGAUCACCCACCUGCGAUCCCAGCAGCAGUCUUCCCACGACGACAGCGGCUCUGUCCUGAAGGAGCUCGAGGAGAAGCUGAGGAAGACCACGGAGGAGGCCAACAGGUACGAGGACAAAAACCGCGAUCUCAGAGAGACCCUGGAGCAUCUCAAGACCUCGGUGGAGAAUCUGUUCAAGAAGAUCAACUGCGACGCCUCCAAGAUCCUGGUGCAGUUGGGGGAGACCGGGAAAGUCACCGACACCAACCUGUCCCAGUAUUUCUCCCUCAUCGAGAAGAAGACCAACGACCUGCUGCUGCUGGAGGCCUACAUGCGAAUGCAGGAAGUGGACAUGGACACCGAGCCGCCCCCGCCCUUCCUCAACCCUUUCUGGGGCGGCUCUGCCCUCGUGAAGCUCCCAGAACCCCUCAAGGUCACCCCGCCCGUGCUGGGGACUGACUCCUUCAGCGACAAGAUAGAGGACAUGGAGCAGCCCCUGGACCAUGGCAGCCUGAGGCAGCUGGUGCUGGACAAUUAUGCCCAGAAGGAAGUUGGCAGGCCCACAGCCUCACCCAGCGAAACCCGAGGCCGGCGAGACCAACCGAAAGAAUAAAGGUUUUGUUCCUAACCUCAGUGCCUCGGUGCCUCGGUGCCUUCUCCUUCUCGGCUGCUGAGGGAGCGGGCACUGGGCCCGGGCAGGUGGGGGUGAGAAGGCCGGGUCCCAGGGCCGCCGCAGGAGAGGGACCGGGGUCAGCGCUGCCGUGGACCUUCAAGCAGGUGGCCAGAGGCGCAGCAGGGGGCGGGCCUGUGUGUGGCCCGUGCGUCUCCAUUCCUGGGGCUGCGUGCCCAUGUCGGGGGCUGUGCGCCCGUGUGCACACCUCUCUGUCCCUCUCCCCGGUCAGCUGUCACUUCACAGCCCCAUCCCGGGUGUCCUGCCUGAGCCACCCUCUGCCUUCCUGGGUGAGCUGAGCCACUGGGGCUGCCUGUCCCUGCAGGGGCCCAGCACAGGGUCUCUGGAAGGACUGGGAGGUCAUGGGGGACACACUGUGGCAGGGUGUGGGCUGACACAGGCCCUGAAUGCCCUGGGUCCUGCCCCCCCCCCCCGCCCCCAGCACUGGAUGUGGCCCCAGCUCCCAGCAUCCAGGGUGACAUCAGGGGCUGCAGGGACAGUCCCACCUGGCUCCUCCAGCCUCUGGGACCCUUUGUUCCCUGCACGUGUCCCCAGYUCCACUGUCUCACAAGCGGGGAUCUUUGUUGCUUUGUCACCAUUCACCCGGGCCUUGUCCCGAUUCUUGGGGAUUCCCUGGGAACCCCCUUCCCUUCUCCUCUGUGGUCCCUGGGGAAGUUGUCCCCCCAUCUUCAAGCCACGAGGGCAGGGGACUGAUCAGGUGACCCAGGCCUGCCAAUCAGAGCACUGCACUGGCCAAUCCCAGCAGUUAGCUCAGGGUUGGAUCAGGUACCCCAGAGAAGACCCCAGGAAGACCUAGUCGGUACUUGUGUGAGGCUGGGAAGACAGAGGUUUGCCGAGUGGGUAGAAGAGCUGGGAGCUGCUGAGAGCCAUUUUGCCAUCACUGAGAGCAGAGCAACCUACAAGAAAGAGCUGUGGGGAGGCCGCCGCAGGGUUGGGUGCAUUGUUUGAGUUCCUGGAGGCAGCUGUGCCUGAAGUCCUUGGACUUACUGGUUUUGUGAACCCAGUUGAUUCUUAAGUUUGGAUUCUUGCAGCCAUAAUAGACCUGAGUGCUUCAACAUGAGUCAACUCAAGCACAGGCCUGGGCCCCAGAUAGAAGCAGAGAUCAGCCCCCCUCCCCCAAUUUGCUAGGAGAGAAGUACAACUUGUACUUUAUCUGACCUGAAAUGGCCCUCUUAUGGUUAACAGGCACAAUUUUUGCCUGGUGAGCCAUGUUCUUAGCCCUCUUCACUCUCACGGGGCCCAUCGCAGCCUCUGGGAGACGAUCCCCAUGGMGUUCCCAAAGGAAGGGUGUCUAUGAACACUUGAGCUGUUGGGAAGCAAGGGCUGUGGUAUCCAGUUAAUAGGCCCUUGAUUGGGACAGUCCUAAGUGAAUGCAAAGGUCUAUCUCAAAGAGUCAUUAAGAU
This is a messenger RNA of Urocitellus parryii (Arctic ground squirrel), 3182 nucleotides long. RefSeq names its product coiled-coil domain containing 63 (gene Ccdc63). NCBI's taxonomy places the organism in Eukaryota, Metazoa, Chordata, Mammalia, Rodentia, Sciuridae. The record is from RefSeq and is a predicted model, not a curated record. Gene Ontology annotation, cellular component: axoneme. Gene Ontology annotation, biological process: cilium movement; outer dynein arm assembly.